Dentiscutata heterogama is the source of this 128-nucleotide messenger RNA. Lineage: Eukaryota; Fungi; Glomeromycota; Glomeromycetes; Diversisporales; Gigasporaceae. The record is from the annotation of a GenBank genome assembly.
UGAAAUCUUAUAAGCAACUACAAGAACUAGCAAAGCGAGAACCAGCAGUACAAGAACUGGCAGUACAAGAAUCGGCAGUACAAAAAUUGGCAGUACAAGAACCAGCAGUACAAGAACUAGCAGAGUGA